AUUUGAUUAGCUCUCAAUUUCAUUACUCUUUGGCUGGUUUGUGCUCCUUGAAAAUAUUAGAUGCACAUGGCACCCGCCUAAUGGAAGGAGCAAUCAGUAGUGACAUUGGCAGCUUAUACUCAUUGGAAGAAUUAGACCUAAGUUACUGCAAUUUAAUGGAUGGAGGAAUUCCUGAUGAUAUUUUCUGCCUAUACUCAUUAAGAGUAUUAGAUCUAAGUGGAAACCAUUUUCGUAGAGUAACUGAUGCCAUAAGUCAACUUUCUAAGCUAAGAGUGCUUCGGUUGAGGCACUGCAAGCAUCUUGGAGAAAUUUCAGAGCUUCCAUCGAGUCUCAGAGUCCUAGAUGCCCAUGGUUGCACAAGCAUGAAAACUUCAUCAAGUACAUCAUUGUCGCCAUGGCAAAGGCAGUUAAAUUGCUUCAAAUCAGCUGUCUUACAAGAAAUUCAGGAGUUGAAAUACAGUAGCCUUUUGUCUCUUCCAGCAAAUGGUGUCAGCCAGGGAUUUAGUACUUUUAUUCCUGGAAGUGGAGAAGUUCCAGAGUGGAUGUCACACCAGAGUGUCGGCAGUGAAGUAACGGCUGAGCUUCCUCCAAAUUGGUACGACAAUAACGAAGUCUUGGGAUUUGCUUUAUGCUGUGUUUAUAUUCCACAACAGGAUGAACCAGAGAGUAGUACAUCUGAGAAUGCCAUGAUUCAGUGUGGGUAA
Molecule: messenger RNA, 704 nt
Organism: Vitis riparia (riverbank grape)
Lineage: Eukaryota; Viridiplantae; Streptophyta; Magnoliopsida; Vitales; Vitaceae
Product: TMV resistance protein N-like
Exons: 3
Coding region: 81-704 (207 amino acids)
Molecular function (GO): protein binding
Source: RefSeq, a predicted model, not a curated record